This is a messenger RNA of Anastrepha obliqua, 1519 nucleotides long. RefSeq names its product carboxypeptidase B-like. Gene Ontology annotation, biological process: proteolysis. Bases 33 to 1349 code for a protein of 438 amino acids. Gene Ontology annotation, molecular function: zinc ion binding; metallocarboxypeptidase activity. Lineage: Eukaryota; Metazoa; Arthropoda; Insecta; Diptera; Tephritidae. The transcript is spliced from 3 exons. The record is from RefSeq and is a predicted model, not a curated record.
CAAACAAUUAUUGGAGCUUGCCCAGUUAGGCCAUGGAAAUGUGGGAGAAAACUUUGCAACUGUUAGUGAUUUUGUGCGGAGUAUUUGCACUCACAAGAGCUGGCAGAUAUGAAGGAUAUAAAGUGUAUGAAGUUAAACCAAAUACGUUUGACCAACUAGAGGCACUUCGCCUACUUGCCAAAACGGAUGGGGAUAAAUAUGAAUUUCUUUCCCUAAGCCGCACCUUAAACCACCCAGCAAGAGUCCUCGUUUCAUCCGAACACGAGAAUAGCUUUAAAGCGCUACUGCAACACCAACAAAUACCAUUUGAGUUACAAAUCUUAAAUUUCGGGCGCGCUAUCGACGCUGAAGUGUUGGAGCAUCGCAUACUCCGCCAGUUGAAACCAUACAACGGCACUGGUCGCCUUGGCACCGAACGUUAUUAUUCCCAUGACGAAAUUAAUGCAUACUUGGAUGAUUUGGCAAGUCGUUACCCAUCACGUGUAUUUGUCAAAGUUGUUGGUAAAUCAUAUGAAGGACGAGUGCUGAAGUCAAUUACCAUUACGAAUGGCGAUGGACGUGCCGGCAAGAAUGUGAUCUUCAUUGAUGGUGGAUUUCAUGCUUGUGAGUGGUUAUCACCGGCGACAGUUUUGUUUUCAAUUGGAGAGUUGGUUGAAAAUUUCGCAGAUCAUGCCGAACUUCUAACCAACUAUGAUUUUGUCAUAUUACCGGUAGUAAAUCCGGAUGGUUACGAAUACACGCAACUGUCAAGUGAGACAAGGCUUUGGCGUAAAACACGUCAGCCUGUUGAAGUGAAUGGCACAGUUUGUUAUGGAACCGAUCCGAAUCGUAAUUUUGACUUCCAUUGGAUGGGAAAGGGCGCCUCCUCGGAUCCUUUUUCAAAUAUUUAUGCUGGACCACGCGCAUUCUCGGAGCCCGAGACGAUGGUAGUGCGUGAUAUUAUGCAUACUUUGCGUGAUCGUGGUAUUCUUUAUUUGACCGUGCAUUCAUAUGGCAACGCGUUUUUCUAUCCUUGGGGUUGGGGACCUGAAUUACCAGACACUUGGGAGGAUUUACACGAAGUGGCUUUAGUUGGUGCGGAAGCGAUACGCGAGUACAGUGGCACUGAAUAUGCUGUGGGUCAAACGACUGCGUUGUACGGAGAAGGGGCGGGCGGCAGCGAUGAUUACGCUUUCAAUGAUGGUUUUGCUUUAUCGUACACCAUGGAAUUGCCGGCUGGUGGCAGUAGUGGUUUUGAGCCGCCAGCGUCUGACAUUGAUCGUUUGGUGAGGGAAGCCUGGGCGGGCAUACGUGCCUUGGCAAAGAAAGUGACAGUGAAAUAUCCAAUCGGCAAGAAUGCGCGUUCAUAAUUUAUGCAGCGAUGGAGGGCGGCAGUCAAAAUAAAUAGGGUUUUUCCGAAUUCGAAACAUGUAUGAAAUACUUUAGAAUUUUAAUCGUCUUAUUGUUUAUACUAAUCCAAUAAUAUAUUCAGUGUUGACGUGUUGAAGUUUAUGGCCUUAAACUUCAUAGUUGUAAACGG